Messenger RNA from Dinoponera quadriceps, 4289 nucleotides. RefSeq names its product arrestin homolog. Gene Ontology annotation, biological process: signal transduction; G protein-coupled receptor internalization. Lineage: Eukaryota; Metazoa; Arthropoda; Insecta; Hymenoptera; Formicidae. The coding region runs from base 945 to 2636 and encodes 563 amino acids. Gene Ontology annotation, cellular component: cytoplasm. The transcript is spliced from 11 exons. The record is from RefSeq and is a predicted model, not a curated record. Gene Ontology annotation, molecular function: G protein-coupled receptor binding.
GCACGACGGACGUCGGGCGCGACGUCGAGUCCUAUCACUUUCUCACGGCCUAAAACGAUUCGCUCCGUUCAUGGUUUCCUUCAAUGAGACGGAACGCGCGCGAGAAUACGGUCGUGUGUUAGAGCGUUUUUCAACGAUGUCGUCUUGAAAAGAGGAAGAAAGAUUAAAAAAGAAAGAGAAAACGCGAGAGCUCGUCGCUCAAGGGCACAAGUCGAAGAUCGGUACUGGUGCGAUCGCUCGGUGAGACGAGUUUCCGAGGAUUUCUUGAAACGCGCGCGGAAAGGGACCCGCCGAUCCGGGAAUGCCGAUCGUUCUGUUCCCGAAUAAAUACGCGGGUCGGUUUUUCGUGAGCGGUUUUUGCGCAGCAUCGAGAAAUCCGAAUUCACCCCGAGAAUACACCGGUAUCUUGGCUCGGAAACGGAGCAGAAGCGCGUCCUCCGACGUCUCCGAUCGACGUCGUAUCGAUGAUGAUUAUCGGAGGGUGACGGAUUGACGGUGUACGAUUCCCGGUGUGUGGGCCUCCGGCCUACUCGAGUUCUCAAAAAGAACGCGUCGACCGAUCGUAGCCAUUAAUCCCAAGCCGGGACCUUGACACGUGCCCUUUCAUACUUAAGACACCGUGUCUACGAUAUAUUCCUACUUCCUGCCACGUGGAAAUCACCGACAUUCCCCGCUGUUCUCUCUCGUGAUCCUACGAAUUCCUCCGUGCACGUGGGGACUCGGAACGACCGAAACGAGCCAUUGUGAAACCAUGCUUCGUAACGACGACGAAGGGCGAGUUUGGUGAAAAUGCGGUAUCGUGCCGUCUGAGCGGGACAAGAACGGAAAAAGCCGCACGGCGACUGUGGGUGAGUGUAUGUGGACGUAAGCUAAUAGUUGUGUGCGUGAUCGUGUAUUGCCUGCUGGGCCUCUGUGGCCGCGGUGAAACGAGAAAGGACGAAGAGAUGGCGGAAAACGGCGACCGUGCCGCAGCGGAAACCACCGUAGUUCGGUCGUCCGAGGACGAAGAGCAGCGGAAGGAGCUGUACCCCGAGACAGUGGAAUGCAAGAACUUUACGGCGGAGGGCUGCGACGCGAAAGACGAGAAAGUGGAGAGUGAAGGGCAGGAGGAGGGGAAUCAUUGUAGGACGGAGAGCAAGUCGGACCAAGCGUUGAGGCUACAAACACCGACACAGCAAGCGCAGCAGACCGACAUGCAAGCCGACAGAAAAACUAAUACAAGUCCGGACCACAUAUCGGAUUCUGCAUUUAACAACUCAAGGGUGUACAAGAAAUCCUCGCUGAACAACAAGUUGACAUUGUAUCUAGCAAGCAGAGAUCUUAUUGUCAGUGAAUCCAAGAUCGACAAACUCCAAGGUGUCCUUUUGGUCGAUCCCGACUACUUACAGGAGAAAAAGGUGUACGGUCAAGUGACGUUGACUUUCCGUUACGGCAGAGAAGACGAGGAGGUGAUGGGCCUAAAAUUUUGCAACGAAGCGGUCAUGUGUCUGGCCCAAUUGUAUCCACCUUACGCAGGCGCUGAUUAUCAGGAAAACACGACACAGCUACAGGAGGCACUUAUCAAGAGGCUAGGGCCAAACGCCCACGCAUUCACCAUGGAAAUCACCCCACUGGCCCCACCAUCCGUGCAACUGGUACCAGCCAAGGAAUACAGCGGUGCACCUAUAGGUACCAGCUACGACGUCAAAGCUUACGUCGCGGAGCGGGCGGACGAAAAAUUUCACCGUAAAACUACCAUCAGAAUGGGUAUUCGAGUAAUCCAGCGAACCACGAAACCGCCUUUACCCUCCACGACUAUGUACAGCGUGCCUCCCUUUCAAGUGUUAUCGAUUCCCUCGAGAAUUCAAGUAUGCAAAACGAGAAUGGAGUCCACCGAAAAUGAGAUCAUCGAGGAUGACGAAAACAUGGGACCACACGCAGCGGUGGAAAAGCCAUUUUUACUAAGUGACGGUCGUGUCGGAUUAGAAGCGAAGCUAGAUCGUGCGAUCUACGCUCACGGAGAUUCAAUCACUGUCCACGUCUACGUCAGCAACAACAGCAGCAAGUCCGUAAGAAGGAUAAAGGUAUUUAUCGUACAGCACGUGGAUGUUUGUAUGUUCAGCAACGGCAAGUUCAAAAAUGUUGUGGCUCUCGUGUCCUCGCAAGAGGGAUGUCCUGUGGGACCGGGUGGCACUUUAAUAAAGAGCUACUCUCUCAGGCCUAUUAAGGGUUCGACCAAGAAUUGGAUUGCCUUGGAGGACAGUUACACAAAAACUGGCGCAACCUUGGCAUCAACGGUUAUCUGCCCCGGAAAUGGACCCGAGGAUAGGAACGUCUUUGCCAUUUACGUUUCUUAUUAUGUGAAGAUUAAACUGCUGGUCUCAGCAAUGGGCGGUAAGGUUUCUUUGAAGCUGCCGUUUACAUUGAUGCAUAGUAACACAGAUCCAGAUCUCGUGGGAUUCCCAUCACCCGUCCGAGAGCCACCGAAGCAAUUUGGCAAGGACGCGAAUGAGAUUACGGACAAAUCGAGCAAAUCGGAUGGCAACAAUCACAGGAAGAAGGAGAAUAAGCUAGAGGCCAUCAAAGAGCAGGAGAAGGAAUCGAGAGUGACCGACGUAGACCUGAUAGAGCAUUGCGAGGAAAGCGACAGCACCUGAGAGCGGGCGCAACGAGGCGACGCGACGUCGCGACCGUCUGUCAGAAAGAACAGCGAUACGAAGACCAUUAAGAAUUCAAACCACAAAGCUUGCAGACUCAGCGUCAGCAUCCAGAGAGCCUGGUGCUGCUUCAGAAGAGCCUCUUAGUAAACGAAUGCGUGGAAAUCACUUUUUCAAAGCACCAGACCGUGACAGUCCUCAGUAGCAUUCGCUACCACCGUUUCGUCGUAAUUCCUUCUAUUUUUUCAGAGGGAAAUACGGAUACAUUGCGAAGAGCGCACGGGAUAUGUAAGAAAUAGGAAAACAAACGGCGUAUCCUGUCAAUUCUCACCAGAUGGCUUUUCGUUGUAAAUAUAGGUCACGCACGUUUCUGAGAGAAGAAAGAAAUGCAAAUUCUCGGAAAUUAAUCACGCGGUCUCGGAAAACGAAUGAAUAUCCCGCUGAGCUUUGCGUAUCGCGGAGAAAUUUUUUUUCAGAAACAAGACUAUAUGCGAUUGUAUAAUUGAGCGAUUGUACUUUAUGAAGUAUCGAGCGUUGAAACGUUAUAUGUGUUACGUUCGUUUCUCUUUCGUAUGUCGUCGCGCAGGUCACAACGGGGUUUAACUGCUCUCGAUAAAAGAGGAACAUUUAAAUGAGUGUCAUUGUUGUAAUUAAGUGUGUGAGUUACAAGCUGUUUGACGUAUCAUGUGGAAGUCGUAUCCAGCAUGGGAGAAAACAAAUUCAACCGAAAAAUGAUUUAUUGCUGAACUUCUGUUUAAAACUUUUAAUACGCGAUAAGAAAGAGAAUCUUUCGAGAGGUAUAUAUUCCUGUAUAUUAUUUAUCACGCUGGAUAAUACUAUGGUGAUAUAUGUAAUAUAUUCUUAUAGUCUGUAUACGAAAAUUAUCGCUGAUUAUCUGAAGCUUUGUCAGUGUAAAUCGCUUGGAGCUUUCUUUGCGUUUAUAAAAUAUCUCCCUCCCCAUCUAAUAUAUGAGAAAUCUCCUACUGCCACUUUAGUCAUUUACCUUACUCGGUUACAUAGUAACCAGAUUCCGCGUUUGCAUUCAUUUUGGGAGCACGUAACGAAUGACGCGAGACGCGCACUUAUUCUUACCUAUAAACUACAAAUUUACCUACAAACGUCUAUAUAAAAAAAAAGUAAUAUAUACCGAAUUAAAAAUAUCAAAUAUAUUUUUUCAAAGAGGUAGAUACCUAUUUUUUAUUAUAAUAAUCGAUAUAUAAGUUGUUUCCUAUUACUGGAUAAAAUUUUAAUGAUAGAUCCCUUAGCGAUUACAAAGCCAAUUUAUUUAUUUAUUUCAAUCAAAAUUUUUAAUAAGAAGUCGUAACAUCAGUCAAUAUUUCGAUAAACAUUUUGACAAUUAAAUUUUAAGUGAAAUAUUUUUGUUAAGGUGAAGUUGAUUAUGUUUUCAAAUAUAAUUGCAAAUCUCGAAAUUCAGUUUUGUACGUGUACCCUUAUUGCUUUAUGCACAAAAACAGUUUCAAUUUUUUAAUUAUAUUCAAAAACGAUAAAGAAUUUAUCUUUGAUAUUUCACCCAGUGAUGAUGGAAUACUCUACAUAAUUAUAUUUUUUCAUUUGCAAAUAAGUAUCUUUGACUGACCAAUGAAAAAUAACCAACCAAGAUGCAAACUAACGACAAAAAUAUACCGCAGUAAU